Messenger RNA from Monopterus albus (swamp eel), 1874 nucleotides. It is a transcript of the gene prr15lb, whose product is annotated as proline rich 15 like b. Lineage: Eukaryota; Metazoa; Chordata; Actinopteri; Synbranchiformes; Synbranchidae. The coding region runs from base 431 to 763 and encodes 110 amino acids. The record is from RefSeq and is a predicted model, not a curated record. The transcript has 3 exons.
AUCUCCCUGGCAACAAGUGGUGAAAGGAUGAUUGAUAGUUUAUUCAGCCAUUCACAGAGCUCAACAGCGGCGACGACACAUGACUCUAGCAAAUGCCAGCCAAUAAAAAAUGCAAUGAGGGUGGGGCUUCAAGAAAAGCUACUAUUGGAACUCAAGGCGUGCUACGCUGUGCUAGCCUUGUAAGCUAUCUUCUGCUAACAAUCGUGAGCAUCCAACUACUUUGAAAAGAGGGUGUGUGCUAGCCUGGAGCGUACAGAGAGAGGUAGAGAUGCUGCACCUGUGCAUGCUCACCUGAGGAGAAGAAGAAUAAAAACCACAGAGAGAGGAGUCAGAGAAUCUGAAGGCAUGAUGGGGCAGUUUCACAUCUGAGCAAAUCUCCCUGAACCAACUCGCCAUCCACAAGGUCAGUCCUGCAGUCUCUGUUGGUGCCAUGGCUGAGCAAAGCUGGUGGAAGCUGACCUUCUCACGCAAGAAGAAAUCUGAAUCUAAGGUCCUUUAUGAGAUCCCAGCUGAGCAUAGCAGUAACACCGGCAACAAAGCACACUCGAGCAACAAUCCUCCUCCAGACCAUAUGGACAGCCAGUUCAAUGCCAGACUGGAGAAGAUAGUAGAUAAAUCUGCCACAAAGGGCCGCCACGUCAAGGUCUCCCACUCUGGUCGCUUCAAGGAGAAGAAGAAGGUCCGUGCUACGCUGGCUGAGAACCCCAAUCUGUUUCCAGACAACCUCAGUGAUGAGAACAAUAAAAAAAAGACAGAAAAAUAGCACACAUGCUCCCACAAACACAUCAGAAUGCACAUACUUGAUCACAAAUGUGUCAUAUAUCAGUGUCACACUAAUUGAGGCUUUGGCAAAGGCUAAAACUGAGCACGUUGCAGUACAUGUGCAAAGUGGAUAAACUGCCGUCACCACGCGCCACACCCAGGUAGAUACUGUAACCAGUGGACACCAGCGCAAACACCUGGUGACAGCAGACAACCGCUAGGUAUUCACAGAGUCUAAAGUACUGGAGAAACAUUUCUUUGGCUUUACGCUUUUGUGCUCACACUGGUAUAUACUGUACACCGAGGAGGCAGUUUAUUAGGUACACCUAGGUGAAACAAAAUGAGUUUGUUCAAACUGUUUCAGAGACUGAACUGUGUGAUCAUUUCAGAGGCUUGUUCUGCUUUUGAAAUGUACUGCAUUAACCAGAGAGCUGUUUCUACUUAGAAUAAUAGUUUUAGCAAGGUGUACCUAACAAACUGACAAGACUAUAUUCAAAAAUGAUCACUGACAUGAAGGAAAAGUCAAGAAACUAGCCUCAUGCAUCUUCAUCCUCAUGACAGAAAAGUAACACUGCUGUAAUUUAAGUUUUUAUUUGUAUUGCUAUGGCUGCAGAGUUUAGAACUAGAGUUUUUACGUGGUACACAAUCAGUACAGUACAAGUCAAGAGGUACCUGUGCAGAGUGAAACCAAAGUACGUAAUGUUUUUAUGCCCAAAGCAAAUGAAGACUUGAUUUUGAUGACUGUGUCUGAAACACUGUGGACACUCCACAAUGUUUUCUAGAAUCUAAAAGAAGAAAACGUUUUUAAUAAAUGCAACAUGUGUUAAUAUAAAGGAGUGCUUUGUGUUUGUGCGGGAUUCUGCAGACCUGGGUAAUCUCACAAUUAACUGAACAUGUAGAUUGAUGAUUAGAGUGACUCAGUGCGCUACACUAAUUCAUCCUUCUUUUGCGUUACUGAGCCAGGUUUGUCAUUUCACCUGAGCCUACACUGUCAGGGUUUGCCGACAUGGGGAUAGUAAGCAGACCCUGACAUCUGACGCUGUGUGGCUUGCUUGCACAUGCUGUGGUGCAGCGUUUCUCAUGUCAGUUCACAGACAGAGCACAGGUGUUGU